Molecule: messenger RNA, 2378 nt
Organism: Anopheles funestus (African malaria mosquito)
Lineage: Eukaryota; Metazoa; Arthropoda; Insecta; Diptera; Culicidae
Exons: 4
Coding region: 284-934 (216 amino acids)
Source: RefSeq, a predicted model, not a curated record
GCGAGCAAAACACCAGCCACCCGAUCGAACGGUGAUCAUUUGUGUGUUUGGAGCUGUUAGAGUCACUUGCAUCUGCGCAGUGUAGAGCGUCGCAGACACCGGCCCAGCCCCAACAGCAAUCGCAACAGCAAACCAAGCCACACCAGGAUCCAGCUUCCUCGCAUUGCUGCCGCCUAGAAUCUUCAAUCAAUCACCACACACCGCCGCCGAAAAACACCGUUUGCAAACGGUUCUCAUCCUUUCCCUUCCUUUCGAACGGGUAACAGCAGCAGCAGCAGCAGCGAUGAAGCCGUUCCACAGCUGGAGUAGUGUGGUGACGAUCGCCACACUCGCCUUAUGCGCCGGUGUUGCGUUCGCUGCACCGAACGUGCGCGUCAAGCGAGGCGACGAACCCGAAGCCGUUAUCAUCGCGGAUGCCGAAUCCGCCGUCAACCCGCUCACGUCCCAGGAUGCGGUAGCCAUCGGCGACGACCUUGACCGUGACAAACGCAAAGUUCCCGACCCGAAGUACGAAACCAAGAAUGCCAUCCUAGGAUUCGUGUUUGGAAAAAUCAACUCGUUCAUUGACGCAAAGACGCGCUUCAUCGACAAGCUGGACCAUGCGAACAUUGAGAAGAACAAGCAGCAUCACAUCGAACCGCCAAAGCCGGUGCCAGACUUCCAGUCGCUCAUCUCGUCCGUCAUCACGCCGAAGGUGCAGUUCAUCACGUCCAAGAUCGGUUCGCUGAGCGGCAGCUUCCUGGGCGGUUCGUCCGGUGGCCAUAGCGGCGAUGACGACCAUCAUGGCAACGGUGGUGGCGGCGGUGCACCCCAGCUCGGUAACAUUGUCUCCUCGCUGCUGAAGCUUUCCGGACCGAUCCUGUCCGGCUCGUCCGGUUCGCAGCACGGCGGCUCGAACACGGUUUCGCUCGGCGAUCAUGACGAUGAUGAGUAGGAAGGCAAAGCAGGCCCAAAAAAUAGCAGCACCGAGCGGGGGGGUGGGUUUUUUUUUCGUGAGGAAGGGUUGGCUAAACAACCCCUUAAGUUUGCUCCUCCCCGAAAAGCUCAUUCAAAAACAAAAAGGGAAGCAAAAACCUCACGAAAAAACGCUCCCUGCAAGACACUCACAUACACUCAUUCUUGGUCACCCACACAUGCAUAAACAUUACACAUAUACGUACACGUACGUUAGGAUAUCGGAAUUGAUGCUUUUAUUUAAUUUGAUCGCCCAGUGCAAGAGGAAACCGUACAAUAUGUUUCGUUUCUGUAAGAAAGCAGCCUGCACGAAGCUUAGCAAAAUGAGCUAAAGAGAGAGAGAGAGAGGGAGAGAAAGAGAAAAACGCAAGAAUAAUAAGAGGGAUUAGUAAGGGACAUUUUUUAUGUACUCCUCGUUAUUUUAUUAUCUAACUCUAUCGCUUUAAUAACGCACCCCCCCCUCUGCUCGGGGGGCGGUGUACCCUUCUUCCUCUGCUGUCUUUUUUUUCUAUUACUUUCCUUCUAUCCUUUUUUUUAUUGUUUUUCUGCUAUAUUUUCCUUUUCUUACUAAUGCUUUCACUUUCGCUCUACCUUCUUGUUGAUUUAAUUAUUCGUUAAUUGGGGGGUUUUUUAUAGCCUGGUUGUUAGACAAAGUUAUUCCCAAAAUCAACUGACUAGCUAAAGCUGUUUGAAAAUGAGAAAAUGAAAGAGAGAAGAGGAACGAAAAAAAAAACAAAACGGGAACUUAGAUGUAGUUUGAGGUUAGGAACUACAGCAAACUUCCAUACAGUGCAGACCAUAAGUAUAGAACAGAGGUUUUUCCGGUAACGUAGAGACAGUUUUUUUUCUUAUGUUAAAGUAAGCUCAUCAUCAAAUCACACACACUUCUUAGAGAAACCAUUUUUUUCAUCCUUUACUUCAAUUUGUGUUGGUCAGCGUUACGUCACGAGCGCAGGAAAACAAAAAAAAAACACACAGUGCCAACGGAAGAAGAUUUUUGUUUUAGUAGCGACAGUAGGUUCCUUCAUUCAACAGUUCCUUUCCAUCAACGGCGCCUUUCGAUGAGCGAAUGGUUGUGUGAGAGAAAAAAAUAGAAAGAGUCACAGUAGGGAAACGUGAGGUUCGUCGCUUAUGUCCAACAAUAGAUAGCAUUUGUUAUUUUUGUUUUUUUUAAUUGAAUGGUUGUGGUAGGAAUUUUAGUAAAGCAAACAAAAAAAAUGACAAUUAAAAAAAUUUUUAGAGAAAAAAUAAUUAAAUGAAAAUCAUUGCCACAGGAUACCGGAUUUGUUCAGGGACAACAUUUUCAUACUUACACCUCGUGCACCUUUUUUGCUCGUAGACCGUCACGCCGAUACGAUAAAUUUCUCAUUUUCUCAAUGUGUAAAUAAUGGAUUAAUAAAAUGCAAAUCUUAUUCACAAAUUUA